This is a messenger RNA of Pangasianodon hypophthalmus (striped catfish), 2589 nucleotides long. It is a transcript of the gene usp21, whose product is annotated as ubiquitin specific peptidase 21. The transcript is spliced from 11 exons. Gene Ontology annotation, molecular function: cysteine-type deubiquitinase activity. Gene Ontology annotation, biological process: protein deubiquitination. Lineage: Eukaryota; Metazoa; Chordata; Actinopteri; Siluriformes; Pangasiidae. Gene Ontology annotation, cellular component: cytoplasm. The record is from RefSeq and is a predicted model, not a curated record. Bases 825 to 2303 code for a protein of 492 amino acids.
AAAGAAAUGUAAUUUAUAGCAGCAAAGCAUUUAGUGUGUUAGGUUCCAAAAAUGUUCAUUUAUAACUGCAAAUAACAAAAAUGGCCAAAGAGUGUAUGGUAAAGUAUUAGUAAUGAAGAAGGUUAUGUUUCCGAUGUGUAUGCCCAAACCGUACCUUCAUAACUGCCUCUUUCCACGUUUGUAUUUUUGAAAUCUGUAUCAUAUCAGUAUCAUAUCCUCUGAUUUGUUUGGUUGUUACUCUUCUUGUUCUGACUCAGAUGAUCUACACUUCUUCACAUCAGAUUUGGAGAUAAGAUGGUCAUGGUGGAAAUUUUCAGCCACAUUUUCUAUGUGUAAAUUGUAAAACCAGAAAUCACGGGUGAUGCAAACUUUUGCACUUAGUUGUUAGCACAGACCUGUGUCGACUGUGGGUUUAAAGUGUCCCAGCUCCUAAAAGGAGAUUGGCUAAAUAUAGACGCUUCUACAAAGAGACAUGGAAGAUUAGCGGUGAUUAAAGGUUCACUGGUCUGAAUGGUGGCUGGUGAUCAGCAGCUAUAGUGAGAGUGGAACAUAGCUGAUAGACUUAACAAACCCAGGUAAAGACAACCACCAUGUAGUUGGAAUACAUUUGAAAAGUUUUAUUCCAUCCAGGACUGGAGAACAUCCGUUAGAAGUAUUAUCUGUGUAAGUAUAUGUUCUGUACCCUUAAAACAGUUGACCAGUUAAAGUAUCUUAGAAUGUAAGCAGUUAAUUUGAGUUCAUAUAAUGAAAUUUUCCAUAAACUAGGAAGAACUAAAUAGUAGUCUAGACUAAUUGGCGUGUGAUGUAUUAAAAAAAAAAAUCACAUGCACCCCUUGAUGUCGCAAUGCAGUUUGUUCCUGUCAAAUUACUUCAUUUUAUUUAUCACUGGUGUCUUUAUGCAAUGUGUUUUUUUAAAUUUUUUUUUUUUUUUAAUUGAUACCAGCUAUUGCUCCACUGCUGAUCACAUUCUCAAAUUUGUCUUUUGCACAUUGCAUGGUGUAAGUGUAGACUGUAACGGCUCAAUGCUUAGAACUCGGAUGGACACCUCAUGCCAGGCCCUGUGUCGCUCACUGGUGAGCCAAAAUGAAAAUCUAGACAUCUCACAGUCGGUGCUCUACACCUCCCUCAUGGGCUUGUUGCUGGUGGCUGACAAAGAGAGAGAGCUAACGCUGGGCAGUGGACGAGUUGGACUGCAUAAUGCUGGGAACACAUGUUUCCUGAAUGCCAUUGUACAGUGUCUCUCCCACACCCAGGGUCUUAGAGACUACUGUCUGACUAAAACCUACCUCCAGGACAUGUGCUCCAGUCAAGAGCCAGAGCUGAUGAAUGAAUUCACCAAAGUUUUGGAAGGACUGUGGUGCACAGAUGAAGGGAAAAGGCCAGUAAAUCCUGAGCGGUUCUACUGUGUUUUUAAAGAGGCUAUGCCUUACUUCACUGGAUACAGUCAGCAGGAUGCUCAGGAGUUCUUGCGAUUCCUUUUGGACCGGUUACAUACAGAAAUCAACCGCCGAUCCUCACAUCACGCUGCCACCUCUACCAGUCCUGAGCCCAGCUACACCCGAUUCAGGUACACAAACAAGAGGUCUGAGCUAAAAGAAGCAGCAGCUAUUCAGCCUUAUAGACAUUCAAUUCCUACACUAACUAUUCAAACUAGGAUUUCAGAAGAAGCAGCUGCUAUGUGGAAGAGACAUGUGGACAAGGAUGACAGUAUAAUUGUAGAUUUGUUCUCAGGACAGCUGCGCAGCUCGCUGCACUGCUCUGUCUGCUCACACUACUCCAACACCUUCGAUGUGUUCUGUGAUUUGUCGCUGCCUAUCCCAAAGACAUGUGACUCCAGAGCAGGUGUGACCCUUCGGGAAUGUUUGGAUCUGUUCUCACAUGAGGAAAAACUCAGCAAAGAAAAUUCACCUAUGUGUGAGAAGUGUAAUCGUCACACAGAGACCACAAAAACUCUAACCAUCCAGAGAUUCCCUAAAAUCCUGGUGAUACACUUAAAGCGCUUUACAGCAACAAGGUAUUCAACCCGGAAAAACACAGUACCAGUGUCGUUCCCUCUUACUGAUCUUGACUUGGGACCAUAUGGAGCGAGUGACUGUGGCCCAGUGCUGUAUGACCUAUAUGCUCUAUGCAACCACACUGGCACUGUGAACAUGGGUCACUACACAGCUGUCUGCCAGGAAGGAGGAGGCUGGUGCUGCUAUAAUGACUCGUGUGUUACCCAAAUAUCUGAGGACCAGCUUCAAUCCUGCCAGGCGUAUCUUCUCUUCUACAAACUUAAAAACAGCACGGCCUCCAGGAAAUGAAUCUCUUUUACCGGACAUUAGUAGGCAAUUCCACUCCCAAGGGAAAGAAGUUUAUGUGGCAGUGUUCACAGACCAUUCAGGAGAAACAUGUUAGAGGAAACGUGGAUUCAGUGAAGCCUGCUCAUUGCUCUCUCAUUGAACUGCCAGCAAAACUCUUUGUUAUAUUCAAAGUACUUGGAUUAUUUUUUGGUGAUUUAAACAGGUUUGUUUAAACAUUUUCUGCUAGGCCACAGGCAUUGUUGUUUUUUUUAAAUUAAAAACAUUUGCUGCAACACAGAAAAUGUGC